Messenger RNA from Tarenaya hassleriana, 5242 nucleotides. Its product is annotated as protein MON2 homolog. The record is from RefSeq and is a predicted model, not a curated record. NCBI's taxonomy places the organism in Eukaryota, Viridiplantae, Streptophyta, Magnoliopsida, Brassicales, Cleomaceae. Bases 209 to 5098 code for a protein of 1629 amino acids. The transcript has 45 exons.
GCAUCCGACUCCCUUUGCUCUGGAAGAUCAAGAUCUCACCUGCGAUCUACAUAUCCUCUCUGUCGUCGUCCCCUGUUCGUCUCUAUCGGAGCUACUGUCUACGAUCUCGAUGCUAUCCUCUCCGAUUCAGUUCUCUCUCCGGAGAAUUUAGCAGUAGCUCGAAACCCUAGCACCGGGCUUCCUCUUGUUCUCCCUAAAGAUUCAAGAAAUGGCUUUAAUGGCGGCGUUGGAGGCAGAUCUUCGCGCCCUCUCGGCGGAGGCACGGCGGAGGUAUCCAUCCGUGAAGGAUGGGGCGGAGCACGCAAUCCUCAAGCUUCGUUCAUUGUCAAGUGCAAGUGAGCUUUCAAGCAAUGAUGACAUUCUCCGGAUCUUUCUAAUGGCAUGCGAAGUGAGGAAUGUGAAGCUUAGUGUUAUUGGACUUUCAUGCUUGCAGAAGCUUAUAUCUCAUGAUGCAGUUGAACCAUCAUCACUGAAGGAGAUCCUUUCUACUUUAAAAGAUCAUGCUGAAAUGGCAGAGGAGAAUAUUCAACUUAAGACUCUACAAACUAUCCUAAUAAUAUUUCAAUCCCGUCUGCAUCCUGAAACUGAGGAUAACAUGGUUCUGGGACUAGGUAUUUGUCUCAGGCUUCUUGAUAACAAUCGAUCUUCUCCCAGUGUAUACAACACUGCUGCAGCUACCUUCAGGCAAGCAGUAGCAUUGAUUUUUGAUCAAGUAGUUUCUUCUGAGUCUCUUCCUACCCGGAAAUUUAGCUCUAGCAGUUACGCGGCAAGGAGUGGCUCAGUUUCUGGAGAGUUCAGUCAGAAUAUUAGUAAUUCAGAACCAUUGGAGAAGGAUAUUCUAUGUGGUUCAUUAGCAACGAGAGAGACCUUAAGCGAAACUGGAAAACUGGGUUUGCGGUUGCUUGAGGACCUAACAGCCUCAGCUGCAGGUGGAUCUGCAGCCUGGUUGCAUGUUGCUUUUCUUCCAAGAACCUUUGCCCUGGAACUAAUUGAGUUUGUUUUAUCUAACUAUAUAUCAGUUUUCAAGAUAUUAAUUCCCUAUGAACAGGUUUUGCGUCACCAAAUUUGUUCCCUUCUAAUGACAUCGCUUCGAACUAGUUCAGAGCUUGAGGGAGAAACAGUUGAGCCCUAUUUUCGCCGGUUGGUCUUGCGGUCGGUUGCUCAUGUUAUUCGACUGUAUAGUUCAUCUCUCAUUACAGAAUGCGAGGUGUUCCUAAGUAUGCUGGUGAAAGCUACGUUUUUAGAUUUGCCACUGUGGCAUCGAAUUCUUGUUCUUGAGAUUCUAAGGGGUUUCUGUGUUGAGGCAAGAACACUGCAGAUUCUUUUCCAGAACUUUGAUAUGCAUCCCAAGAACACAAAUGUUGUGGAGGGCAUUGUCAAAGCUCUUGCUCGAGUUGUUUCCAGUGUACAGUUUCAGGAGACCAGUGAGGAAAGUCUAGCAGCUGUUGCAGGGAUGUUCAGUAGCAAAGCUAAAGGAAUCGAAUGGAUCCUUGAUAAUGAUGCUUCCAGUGCUGCUGUUUUGGUUGCUAGUGAAGCUCAUGCCAUAACUCUGGCAAUUGAAGGUUUACUUGGAGUUGUUUUUACAGUGGCUACUUUGACAGAUGAAGCAGUGGACCUUGGGGAGCUUGAGUCUCCCAGAUGUGAGCAUCGUCCUUCAACUGAAUAUACUGGGAAAACGGCACUCCUUUGCAUCUCAAUGGUGGAUUCGUUGUGGUUGACUAUACUUGACUCACUGUCUCUUAUCUUGUCGAGGUCGCAUGGAGAGGCGAUUGUAUUGGAGAUACUGAAAGGAUACCAAGCAUUUACUCAGGCAUGUGGUGUUCUGCAUGCUGUCGAACCCUUGAAUUCUUUCCUUGCUUCCCUUUGUAGAUUUACCAUCCUUUUGCCAAGUGACGUCGAAAGGAAAAGCAGUCUCAUGCUGUCUCCUGGGUCCAAGCGUUCAGAAGUACAGCUUGAUCAGAAAGAUAACAUUGUCCUCACACCCAAGAAUGUUCAGGCGCUGCGGACACUCUUUAACAUCGCUCAUAGGUUGCAAAAUGUAUUGGGGCCUUCAUGGGUGUUGGUACUUGAGACUUUGUCAGCACUGGAUCGAGCUAUUCAUUCUCCUCAUGCCACCACGCAGGAGGUCACAACUACAGGCCCAAAGCUUACAAGAGAACCUUCUCGGCAGUUCUCUGAUUUUAGCAUUCUCUCUUCUCUAAACUCUCAGCUGUUUGAGAGCUCCGCGCUGAUGCAUGUGUCUGCUAUUAAAUCACUUCUGUCUGCGCUUCAUCAGUUGUCCCUUCAGUGCAUGGCUGAAACUUCGGGCAGCUUUUCAUCAGCUUCUAGUCAGAAAGUUGGGAGCAUUAGAUUUUCGGUGGAUAGAAUGAUAUCGAUUCUUGUGAACAAUUUACACCGGGUUGAACCGCUGUGGGAGGAAGUGGUUGGUCACUUUCUUGAGCUAGCUGAGCAUUCAAAUCAGAACUUAAGGGAUAUGGCACUUGAUGCACUGGAUCGAUCCAUAUGUGCUGUCUUAGGUUCAGAGCAAUUUGGAGCAGAUCCAACCAAAUCUAGGGAUUCAACUCUGGAUGUAGAAUCAAAGCCAACAGAGUUGAGGUCAAUUGAGUGUGCUGUACUCUCUUCUCUGAGAGUUCUGUACUUUUCUACCGAAAAGGCUGAUGUUCGAAUUGGGUCGUUGAAAAUUCUUCUUCAUGUUUUAGAGAGAUGUGGGGAAAAACUGUACUAUAGUUGGCCAGGUAUUCUUGAAAUGUUGAGGUCUGUUGCUGAUGCAUCAGAGAAGGAUCUGGUUACCCUUGGAUUCCAGAGCCUCCGGGUCAUUAUGAGUGAUGGACUUCCUACUCUUCCUGGAGACUGUCUCCAUGUGUGCAUAGAUGUUACUGGCGCUUACUGCAAUCAGAAGACUGAGUUGAAUAUAAGUUUGACAGCCAUAGGCCUUCUGUGGACCAUGAGUGAUUUUGUAGCAAAGGGGCUCCGCCAUGAGUCUGUAGUGGAGAAAGAAUUGGGACUCAAGAAUGCAGAGUCCACUUCCAAACAACCAAAUGGUGAGGAGGAGGAAGAGCAUAUGGUUAACCUUUCCGAAAAAACGGAGAACGAAUCUUCAUUAGAAGUUGUCAAUCAUGAGAAGUUGAUGUUUCUAGCCUUUUCGUUACUUCAAAAGCUUGGAGCUGACGAGCGACCAGAGGUCAGGAAUUCUGCUGUUAGGACAUUCUUUCAGAUUUUGGGAAGUCAUGGGAAUAAACUUUCAAAAAGAAUGUGGGAGAAUUGUCUGUGGAACUAUAUCUUCCCUAUGUUGGAUCGUGCUUCACACAAGGCUGCUACAUCAUCAAAGGACGAAUGGCAGGGGAAAGAAAUUGGUACUCGUGGAGGGAAAGCAGUCCACAUGCUUAUACAUCAUAGUCGAAAUACAGCCCAAAAGCAGUGGGAUGAAACAUUUGUGCUUGUCCUUGGCGGAAUAGCUCGUAUCUUCCGAUCGUUCUUUCCCCUUCUUAUAGGCUUACGUAACUUCUGGUCAGGAUGGGAGUCUCUGCUUGAUUUUGUUAAGAAUAGCAUUUUUAAUGGAAGUAAAGAGGUCGCACUUGCGGCAAUAAAUUGUCUGCAAACGGCUGUUGUAUCCCACUCUGUCAAGGGGAAUUUACCAGUACGUUACCUUAAUUCAGUAAUGGAUGUGUAUGAGCUUGUUUUCCAAAAGUCAUCAAGUUACAGUGGUGAUACGGCAACCAAUGUGAAACAGGAGAUUCUGCAUGGUUUAGGUGAACUGUAUGUGCAAUCGAAGAAGAUGUUUGAUGAUAAAAUGUACAUGCAGUUAUUGGCAAUUGUAGAUUUGGCAAUAAAACAGGCCAUGAUAGAUAGUGAAAACUUUGAAACCGAGUUUGGACAUGUCCCACCUGUACUACGUAUGGUUUUGGAGAUCUUGCCCUCCUUGGGUCCUCCUGAGCACCUUUCUUCAAUGUGGCUAAUCCUGCUCAGAGAGUUUUUGCAUUAUCUUCCACGAUUUGAUUUUGUCGCGUCAAAUGAGGAAGGUGAAGCUGAGCAGAGCAGUACAGGUGAACAUGCAAAUGGUGUAGUAACGGAAAAGAAGACCGCCAUCAGAGAAACUCCAACAUCAAGGAUAGGCGGUACUAUGUUCGCAGAGAAGCUAAUUCCUGCCUUGGUGGAGCUUCUCCUGCAGGCUCCUGCAGUUGAAAAGUAUAUCUUGUUUCCAGAAAUCAUCCAAACCCUCGGAAGGUGCAUGACAUCAAGAAGAGACAAUCCAGAUGGUUCACUCUGGAAGGUAGCGGCUGAGGGCUUCAACCGUAUGCUGGUUGAGGAUGUCAAAAGAUGUGCUGUGGGUGGUGACAUGGACCUGAAACUUAGCAAAACUGCCCGAACACGCAUCUGGAAAGAAGUGGGAGAUGUCUAUGAGAUAUUUCUCGUCGGUUAUUGUGGACGUGCGCUUUCCUCUAAUUCUCUCCCUGCUGCCGCUCUUAAGGCCAAUGAAACCCUCGAGAUGGCCUUGUUAAACGGUCUCGGGGAUGUUAUUCUUAAGUCUAAUGUUGAUGCCCCUCGAGAAGUCUUGGAGCGGCUUGUUUCAACCCUGGACCGUUGUGCAUCACGUACGUGCUCGUUGCCUAUUGAAACUGUAGAGCUGAUGCCUCCCCAUUGUAGCAGAUUCUCGUUGACAUGCUUGCAGAAAUUGUUUUCCUUGAGCAGUGACGAAACGGAGAAGUGGCAUGCGACCAGAUUAGAAGUGAGCAAAAUCUCUAUCAUGUUGCUCAUGGAAAGAUGCGAAUACAUCUUGAGAAGAUUUCUGAUCGACAAGAAUAAUCUAGGCAACCGUCCAAUACCGACAGCUAGACUAGAAGAGAUUGUAUAUGUCCUCCAAGAACUUGACCGUCUCACUAUUCACCCAGACACCACAUCAGUUCUUCCAUUAAAACCGUUUCUAAGAACCAUCCUACGAGAAGAUAACCGUGACAAACGUUCUCACCUUCUCGUUCUUUUCCCCGCCCUUUGCGAGCUCGUUGUGUCAAGGGAAACCGAGGUGAGAGAGCUCGUCCAAGUAUUACUUCGAGGGAUUGCAACGGAGCUGGGCCUCGAAAAGGUUAGUUUUACGCAAUGAUGACACAAUUCUGGAAUUAUGUUUUCCGCAAGGGAUAGGAGCUGUGAACUUAUUAGUUCCUAUAUAUAUACACACGCAUAGAUUCUUUUGAGGAAUUUUGUUCUCUUCCUCUUUGUUUUAUUCAUUGCUUUGGCUUGGGACCAA